GAAAAUUUUGUAUUUAUAGUAAAUACGCGCAUUCUAUAGCAAGUGCUAUGAAUCUAGGAAUGUGGCGUGUUGGUACGUAAAGGUAAAAGCACCUUGCAUCCUGUUAAGAUCUAGGCUGCAGAAUUACAACUGCGAACAUGUAAUACACUAAAAGCUUCGCGGCGCAGAUCCAAGCGUGGCAGUCUCUUCAAGUCCAUUGUUCCUGAAUAUUAAUGGGCGGAAGGAAGUAAUAAGAUUGCUUUACGACCAUGCGUCUUUAACCUUUGCUCAGCUACUUGCUUUCGCUCUUAACCAUAGUAACGCCCGCCACCACCGGAACAGAUAAAAUAACGUGGUAUUUAGUAUUUACGACGGGCUUAAUAUAAUGGAGGCCACAUACGAUUUUGUUAUCGUUGGUGGCGGAACGGCCGGUCUUGUUCUAGCAGCACGACUCUCCGAGAAUCCGAAUAUAUCUGUCGCCGUCGUCGAGGCAGGGUCUUAUUAUCAAAUCACGAACCCUUUGAUAUCGUCCGUUCCGCUUGGCGCGGUUGGAUUCACAGGUUCAUCUCCGAAAGAUGUAAAUCCAGGUGUGGAUUGGGGCUUUGUGACAGCACCGCAAAGUGCUGCAAACAAUAGGGUGGUACACUAUCCUCGAGGCAAGUGUCUAGGUGGCAGUUCUGGGAGGAAUUUAAUGAUGUAUCACCGUCCAGAUGAAGGAUCCCUUCAGCAAUGGGCCGACAUAGUCGGAGACGAGUCCUACAACUUCAAAAGCAUGUUGCCUUAUUAUCAGAAAAGCUGCAGGUUCACUGCGCCAGAUCCGAAACUAAAUCCAGAUGCGAAUGUGAGGUAUAAGUUGGAUGCGUUCGUACCAACUGGAGGCCCUCUACAUAUAUCAUAUCCAAACAAUGUGCGCCCCUUUUCGACAUACCUCGGAUCAGCUUUCGAUGAGAUCGGAAUCCCCCAUGCGGAAGAUUUCAAUAGUGGCACGUUGGUCGGUUCCCAGUUCUGCACCUUAACCGUGGAUCCUACCUCCGCAACUCGGUCUUCCUCUCAAACUGCGUUCCUAGAUGCAUGCCAAGCUCGACCGAACAUCAAGGUCUUUAGGCAAACAUUGGCCAAGAAGAUAAUUUUCGAUGAUAAUAAACGGGCCACGGGUAUACAGGCCGAGGGUUUGUUGAUAAAAGCUAGGAAAGAGGUCAUCUUAUCCGCUGGUGCCUUCCAGUCGCCGCAGUUACUCAUGGUCUCCGGAAUAGGUCCGGCGGCGACCCUCAAUGAACACGGGAUUCCAGUCAUCGUUGAUAGACCAGGUGUGGGACAGAACAUGACGGAUCAUCUCAUGUUCGGCCCUUCUUAUCGAGUCGCAGUGCCAACGGUGCCAUCAGUGCUUGCGGACUCGGAGAAAGCAAUUCCAGCUCUUUUCAACUUCUUCAAUUUUGCACAGGGACCUCUCACAAAUAAUGGCUCAGAUUAUAUAGCUUUCGAGAAGAUACCGAUAGACUUGCUCUCCAAGGAGGCCAGUGACAUUCUGUCGAAAUUGCCAUCUUCGUGGCCGGAUACCGAAUACUUCGCUGUGGACGGCUAUUUUGGGGACUUCGCCAACCCUUUCAUGCGCGGGGCUAGCAACGGUUAUCCUACAGAUGCGUACGACUACGCCAGUAUCAUCAUAGCACCGACUGCACCUAGAUCCCGCGGGAGUGUAACGAUAAAGUCGGCGGAUGUCAAUGACUUGCCAAUUAUCAACCCCAACUGGUUAACCGAUCCUGUCGACAUCGAAGUUGCUGUUGCAGCAUUUAAGAGAGUGCGCGCGGUAUUUGCGACGAAAGCUAUGAAGGACGUCCUAGCCGACCCUGUCGAAUAUUUCCCCGGACCUGCUGUCAAGACCGAUGAGCAAAUUCUCGAUAUAAUCCGAAAGACCGUAACGACUGAGUUCCAUGCAUCCACAACUUGCCGUAUGGGGAAAACGGACGAUUCAACUGCGGUGGUGGAUUCGAAGGCUAGGGUCAUCGGCGUGUCUGGACUGCGGGUUGUGGAUGCUAGCUCUUUCGCAUUAUUACCCCCAGGACAUCCUCAAAGUACGGUUUAUGCGUUUGCCGAGAAGAUAGCGGAUGAUAUCAAGUUCGGCAGAUAAAUAACGUCGGCGGGUCAUUGAGAACUCAAGUUUUCGUAGGAGGGUGAUCGGACUCCAUCGCGAAAGGGUGCUUACUGAUUAUCUAACUCGAAGUUCCAACUUGACAAUAAAAUCAAUCAGACUUGAAAUUCCUCCACGUGCCCCUGCGUGUCUGAUUGAUUCUCCGGGAUAGCCAAAUAUGAGUGAAAAUCGGUGCCGUUCAACGUCGUCAUUGAAAGUUGAACAUGUCAUAGAUGCUUAUAGCACUAGAUUUUAGUGAGGCCUAGUGAAUGACCUUCUAGAAUAAUAGCGGGUACUCAGGUAGUUCGUCACUGUUGG
Molecule: messenger RNA, 2425 nt
Organism: Hypoxylon trugodes
Lineage: Eukaryota; Fungi; Ascomycota; Sordariomycetes; Xylariales; Hypoxylaceae
Product: choline dehydrogenase
Exons: 3
Coding region: 365-2107 (580 amino acids)
Biological process (GO): secondary metabolite biosynthetic process
Molecular function (GO): oxidoreductase activity, acting on CH-OH group of donors; flavin adenine dinucleotide binding
Source: RefSeq, a predicted model, not a curated record